Molecule: messenger RNA, 2076 nt
Organism: Oncorhynchus mykiss (rainbow trout)
Lineage: Eukaryota; Metazoa; Chordata; Actinopteri; Salmoniformes; Salmonidae
Product: ras-related protein Rab-5A
Molecular function (GO): GTPase activity; GTP binding
Source: RefSeq, a predicted model, not a curated record
GUUUGUGUUUUGGUUCUAGUAAAAGGGGAAGUUGCAAGAAGAAAGAAAAAGGAGGAGACGUGAUCGGGGUUGUUGAAAUUAUUUGUAUGUUCAACAAUACGUAUCUGUCUGCACUGCGACCUUUAUUUUGUGUAUAGACUCGUGUGUGGUAUUCUGUGUUCGUCAACCGCCUGGCACUCAGCUGAAGCCCUGACAGCAUAGUCAGACGUGCGGGACAAACACUGACCGGGGGAUCUGACUAGGCCAUGGCCAACAGGGGAGGAGCUACGAGACCCAACGGGUCUAACGCUGGUAACAAGAUCUGCCAGUUCAAGCUGGUACUUCUGGGGGAGUCGGCAGUGGGCAAGUCCAGCCUGGUGCUCCGGUUCGUCAAGGGACAGUUCCACGAGUUCCAGGAGAGCACCAUUGGAGCGGCCUUCCUGACCCAGACAGUGUGUCUAGACGACACGACGGUGAAGUUUGAGAUCUGGGACACGGCAGGACAGGAGCGCUACCACAGCCUGGCACCCAUGUAUUACAGAGGGGCGCAGGCCGCCAUCGUGGUCUACGACAUCACAAAUGAGGAGUCAUUUGCGCGGGCCAGGAACUGGGUGAAGGAGCUGCAGAGACAAGCCAGCCCCAACAUUGUCAUCGCCCUGUCUGGCAACAAGGCUGACCUCGCCAGCAAGAGAGCCGUGGACUUCCAGGAUGCCCAGUCAUAUGCAGACGACAACAGCUUACUCUUCAUGGAGACGUCGGCCAAGACGUCUAUGAAUGUGAACGAGAUAUUCAUGGCUAUUGCAAAAAGAUUGCCCAAGAGCGAGCCUGCGGCCACAGGAGCUAACAGCGGGCGGAACAGGGGCGUCGACCUAACGGAAGCCGCCCAGCCAACUAAGGCCCCCUGCUGCAGUACCUAAAGCGAAAUCCCCCCCCCCCCACUGCAGUAACUAAUGUGAUGACCCCCGCCCGCCCAAAACUCUCUGAUCUGCAGCAAUGAAAAAAGAUGCCCUUUGAACCCCCUUCUCAUUCUACCCUUCUCCUCCUCUCUGCAGUAACUAAUGCAAAGCAACGCCCUCAUCUAUAGUUCUCUCAACGACGCCCUGCCCCUCCCUCUCCCCUACUGGUUCUGCUGUUACUAAUUGAGACACCUCACACCUUCCUCCUUCUUUUCUGAAAUUAGUGCCCGCCUUCCCUACCUCAUUCUUCCUGACUAUUGGCAAGCAGCAGGACUAAGGGACGGGGCAACUGGUGGUGGUCUCAUCUCCUGGGUAUAGCUACAGACUAUCGCUCUGUGUUUCUAACACAAUCUCUGUCCUUUCUGUUUGUUUUUUUGUUUUGUUUAUUUUUUUUUUUAGUGGGAAUUAUGGAUGCAUGUAUCACUACAUGGCCUAACUUGAUGAUGAGAAAAAAUCUGUGUUAACUUUAUUCAGCGGCACAAAAACAUAUAUUUGAGAGGGAGAGAGGCUCCAAAGGUUUGCGAGGGCUAAUUCUAAAGAAAAGACUGUUUAGCAGUGGUCUUGGGUUCCUUCUAGUUUAUUUCUGUUGUUCUCUGUCUACCCUUAUCUGUCUCUUGAGUAAUGUAUUCAUAUGCUUUGCCCACUAAACCUUUAGUAGCGCUAGUAUAGAGUUUCUCCCUUCUGUCUCUCUUUGUCCCAUCCCAGAGCCUUGCCUGCUUCUAAUGCUCAGCCCCAAAGCAAACCCUAACCCCUUAGGUACUUCAUGUAGGUCUAAGAGGAUUUGAGAUCUAAACAAUCGGGUGAACAUUCCACCUAGCCUAUCGGAGGGCAUGGUGGAGCGAUCCCCAUAAUGCUCACACCUAUUCAAUUCUCUCAGGUCUACCUAAGGGGUUAGAGGGCAAUUUGGGAUUGGGCAUAGCUGUCCUAGUGGCAUCGUGCAAUGGUUCACAGUAUUGGCUCUGUGAUUUCUUCAGUGUCUGCAAGGACCUUCACACUGCAAAGCAACCUGCCUCCACACCCACCCUAACCCUACCUAUCACCACCUUACUACCCCCAACCCUACCUGCUAUCACCACCUUACUCCCCCCAACCCUACCUGCUAUCACCACCUUACUCCCCCCAACCCUACCUGCUAUCACCA